CUUUGACAGACUGUGAAUUAAAAAUACACUGAAUUAAAACAAGAUAAUUAUAAUUUAGACAAUCAUAUUUGACUAACUACAGCCAUCCUCUGGAGCGCUAAGCGCCGCCCAUGCUUUCUAAUAGUUUGUUCUGUUUCUGUGAUGUGUGGCUGUUGAUGUCGGGUGUAAAACUGUGAUUACGGCAGGUGACUAGCGCUUAUCAUUCUCCAGUUAGACUUGUUUCUGUGAUUUUGUGAGCUCAGACAGGUUAGCACAGGUGAUAUCGUCGGUGAUAACAUGGCUCUACGCGUGUGCAGCACUUUUCUCCGUUCUUACUCGACCCACGGCAAGUCAGUUCUCGGUGGACUCUCAUCCGUCCGGUUCAAAAGUUCCUGUCCCAUGAACAUCAGUCAUCUGGACCACCUGGUGCUCACGGUUCGGGACCUGAACAGAACCACACAUUUCUACUCCAAGGUUUUGGGGAUGGAGGUCAUCACUUUCAAGGGCGACCGUAAAGCUCUGAGUUUCAGAGAGCAAAAACUCAACCUGCAUCAGACUGGGAAGGAGUUUGAGCCCAAAGCCAAAACCCCGACACCGGGAUCUGCUGACCUGUGCCUCAUUACCAAAACCCCUCUGACCACCGUCGCUGCCCACCUUGAGGUGACUUACACUGUUUCCUUCACAGAGUUUUGACAUAAUUGUUAUGAA
Cyprinus carpio (common carp) is the source of this 687-nucleotide messenger RNA. Its product is annotated as glyoxalase domain-containing protein 5-like. Bases 277 to 672 code for a protein of 131 amino acids. NCBI's taxonomy places the organism in Eukaryota, Metazoa, Chordata, Actinopteri, Cypriniformes, Cyprinidae. The transcript has 3 exons. The record is from RefSeq and is a predicted model, not a curated record.